AUGCCUCAGCCUCUGGAAAACAUCAAGGUCGUCGAUCUCACCCGCACCCUGGCGGGCCCGUUUUGCACCCAGAAUUUGGCCGACAUGGGGGCCGACGUCAUCAAGAUCGAAGAGCCCAAUGAUGGUGACGAAACCCGCAAAUGGCCACCCAUCUGGAACGGCGAGAGCACCCAGUUCAUGUCGUUCAACCGCAAUAAGCGCAGUUUGUCCGUCAACCUUAAAUCAGACCAGGGCCUGGACAUCGUGAAAAAGCUGGCGAAGGAAGCCGACGUAAUGAUCGAGAGCUUCCGCGCCGGCACUUUGGCGCGGAUGGGACUGGGCUACGAGGACAUCAAGGCCAUCAAUCCGGACAUCGUGUAUUGCACCAUCUCCGGCUACGGGCGCACCGGUCCCAUGGCCAACAAGCCGGGUUACGACCUGAUCAUCCAGGCCUACAGCGGGUUGAUGCACCUCACUGGCGAUCCGGACGGCCCGCCCCAGCGGGUGGGGUUCUCGUUGGUGGACCUCUUCACGGGAAUGCUGGCCUACGGCUCCAUCGUCACCGCCCUGUACCAUCGGGACAAGACGGGAGAGGGACAGCUUAUCGACACCGCCCUGCUGGAUGGACAGGUCGCCGCCAUGAGCUACCACGCCACUGGCUAUAUCGGCACCGGCAUCGAGCCCCAUCGCCUGGGAUCCGGCCAUCCCAGCCUGGUGCCUUACCAAAGCUUCAAGGCCUCCGACGGCUUUUUCAUCCUGGGGGUAGCCAACCCGAACCUUUGGGAGCGGUUCUGUAACGCAAUCGGGCAUCCCGACUUGAAGGACGAUCCCAAGUUUGCCACGAAUCCCGAUCGGGUGGCGCACCGUGGCGAGAUGGUUGACCUUUUGAACGGCAUUUUCUCCACCAACUCCGUGGCGCACUGGGUAAAGGUGAUCGAUGAGGCGGGAGUUCCCGUGGGACCGAUCAACAAAACAUCGGACGUGGUGGCUGAUGAACAGGUCAAUGCCAGGGAAAUGUUCCUGGAGAUCAACCAUCCCCACGUGCCGGACCUUCGGGUUCCCAACUCGCCGAUAAAGCUACAGGGGACUCCGGCCCAACUGCGAAUGGCCCCUCCGCUUUUGGGCGAACACAAUGAAGAAGUGUUGGCGGAGAUCGGUUACGACUCCGAGGCUUUUGCCAGGCUAAGGGAUUCGGGAGCCGUGGGAGAACCUGGCAAAGAACCCAGCGGGGUCGGUGGUCACUGA
Geodia barretti is the source of this 1224-nucleotide messenger RNA. NCBI's taxonomy places the organism in Eukaryota, Metazoa, Porifera, Demospongiae, Tetractinellida, Geodiidae. The record is from the annotation of a GenBank genome assembly.